This is a messenger RNA of Triticum urartu, 1031 nucleotides long. The record is from RefSeq and is a predicted model, not a curated record. NCBI's taxonomy places the organism in Eukaryota, Viridiplantae, Streptophyta, Magnoliopsida, Poales, Poaceae.
UGGUGCGGCUGCGGGGCUGGUGCGCCGAGCGCGACGAGAAGCUGCUCGUCUACGAGUACCUCCCCAACCGCAGCCUCGACGCCUUCCUCUUCGACGCAAGCAAGAGCGCGCAGCUGGACUGGAAAACCCGGCACAGCAUCAUCCUGGGCAUCGCGCGCGGGCUGCUCUACCUGCACGAGGACUCGCUGCUCAAGGUCGUCCACCGGGACCUCAAGGCCAGCAACGUGCUCCUCGACAACAAGAUGAGGCCCAAGAUCUCCGACUUCGGCAUGGCCAAGAUCUUCGAGGACGAGUGCAUCGAGGUUAACACCGGCCGCGUCGUCGGAACCUACGGGUACAUGGCGCCGGAGUUCGUGAUGGAGGGCGUGUUCUCGGUGAAGUCGGACGUGUUCAGCUUCGGGGUCCUUCUCAUCGAGAUCCUCGGCGGCAAGCGGAACGGCGCGCUCUACCUCGAGGAGCACGAGCAGACCCUCAUCCAAGACGCAUGGAAGAGCUGGACGGAGGAGAAGGCGGCCGAGUUCAUGGACCCGGCGCUGGGGCGGGCCUACUCCAAGGAGGAGGCGUGGCGGUGCUUCCACGUGGGGCUCCUCUGCGUGCAGGACGACCCGGAGCUCCGGCCGACCAUGUCCAGCGUACUGCUCAUGCUCAUCAGCGACCACAUGGACCUGCCUGCGCCGGCCAGGCCGCCCAUGUUCACCCGGCUGAGGACCUUCCCGGCGGCGAUGAUCCCCUUCUCCACCAAGACCGAGUCCACCUUCUCGCCCCAGUCCAUCAACGACGUCUCCAUCACCGUCGUCGAGCCGCGAUGAGGUUGAUGGCGCCCUUUUGUUGUUGUGUACAUACUGCUAGCAGCUGAAAUGUUCUUCCAGAAGGCUGGCCGCCGUUGGAUUUUUGUAGUUAUGGUGAAAGUGCGUACACACCGCGGCACAAAGCUUCGUGCAGACGGUGACAGAGUGAGAUCCAUGGCGAAUUGGGUACACAUGAUUGGGUUGUUUUUCCCGUUGAUUAAUUCCUGUGUCAAGAAAAGAAAA